AGAAAAGAAAUAUAGUCUCAGUAGUAAAGCUGUUGCCACUUUCAUCUUUGAACGCACAAGCCACACAACCUGUAAAGCCAUCGUGGUGGGAUCUGCUGGAAGGAUUUAUCUGCAACCUGAGAACUACAACAACAAUCAGAUAUACGGUUUUCUGGCGGGGAAGCGAUGGCGACUCCUUCUACUUCUGCUCAGCCGUUGUCAAUCACGCCGCGUUCUAGGGUUCUUAGAAGCCCUCUCAGUGACGAUGAGAUCUGGUUGCGCCUUAAACGAGCCGGCUUCGACGAGGAGUCGAUUAAACAGAAGGACAAGGCCGCGCUUGUCGCCUAUAUCGCCAAGCUCGAAGCUGAGGUCUACGAUCAUCAGCAUCACAUGGGCCUUCUCUUAUUGGAGAGAAAAGAAUUGGCUUCCAAGUAUGAGCAACUUAAGGCUUCAACUGAGUCUUCUGAGUUGUUACAUAAACGUGAUUUAGCUGUGAAGUUAUCUGCUUUAGUUGAGGCAAGGAAACGAGAAGAAAAUUUGAAAAAGACAGUAGAAGUGAAAAAAGAGUGUAUAGCUAGUCUUGAGAAGGCCUUGGGUGAGAUGCGUGCUGAAUGUGCUGAAACAAAAGUUGCAGCUGAUAGUAAAUUUGCUGAAGCCCAUUGUUUGAUAGAUGAAGCUCAGAGGAAAUUUACAGAGGCUGAGGCCAAAGUGCGUACUGCUGAAUCUUUACAAGCUGAAGCCAGUCGAUAUAACAAUGUUGCAGAAAGGAAGCUUAGGGAUGUUGAAGCACGUGAAGAUGACCUUCGGCGGCGUAUCAUAUCUUUCAAGUCGGAAUGUGAUGAAAAAGAGAAGGAGAUGGUUCUUGAGAGAAAAUUGCUUUCUGAAAGGCACGAUAUUUUGAAGGAAGAACAGGAAAGGUCACUUGAAGCGCAAGCUUCUCUCAAUGAGAGAGAGGAUCACAUUUUCAAUAGAUCUCUGGAGCUAAAACAGCUUCAGAAAGAGUUAGAGGACUUGAAAGUGAAAAUUGAAAACCAGCAAAGAGCUCUUCAUGAUGAGAAAACCAAACUGGAGCUCAUGGAGACCACCCUAACACAAAAAGAAGAGGCACUCACUAAACAGGAAACUGAGCUGACUAAGAAAGAGCAGGAGUUGGUUAGCUAUCAAGUGAAGCUUGCCAGCAAAGAAUCAGAUGAAGUUCAGAAAGUUAUAGCUGAUCAGGAAGCUACAUUACUGUCAAGGAAAUGUGAUUUUGAAGCUGAGCUACAAUUGCUGCGUAAAUCAGUUGAAAAUGAGAUUGAGACUAAGAGACGGGCCUGGGAAUUGAAGGAAGUUGACCUAAAGCAACGAGAGGACCAAAUCCAGGAAAAGGAGCAUGAGUUGGAAAUUCUGUCAAGAUCUUUGGAGGAGAAGGAGAAGGACCUUGGGGAGUUGUCGAUUGUUCUAGAAGAAAGAGAUCAAAAGCUGAGAGCUGCUGAGAAUGAGUUUGAGUCAAAGAAAACCCUUUUAGAUAAGGAGAAAGAAGCGAUUGGCAAAACAAAGGAAGAUCUUGUGAAGUCUUUGGAUUCAUUGGAGAGUAAAAGAAGGCAAGUUGAUCAUGCAAAAGAGAGAUUAGAGGCCAUGAAAACUGAAAAAGAUGACUUGUCAGUUUUGGAAGUUAAACUAAAGGAAGAGCUUGACCUUGUAAGAAAUUUGAAGUCAGAGCUAAUAGCUGAGGCAGAUAGGCUGAAAGUUGAGAAGGCAAAGUUUGAAGCUGAGUGGGAACUCCUUGAUGAAAAAAAGGAAGAGCUGGUGAAAGAAGCAGAAUUCUUAGCAGAAGAAAAGAUGUCAGUUUCAAGGUUUAUUAAGGAUGAACGUGAAAAGCUACGACAAGAAAAAAAUGAAAUGCAUGAGCAGUACAGCAGAGACUUAGAGUCACUUGCCCGUGAGCGAGAAGAAUUCAUGAACAAGAUGGCACAUGAACAUGCUGAGUGGUUUUGCAAGAUGCAGCAAGAGCGGGCAGAUUUCUUAAAGGACAUUGAGAUGCAAAAGAAGGAGUUGAAUAACCUAGUGGAGAAGAGGCGUGAAGAAGUGGAAAGUUACUUGAAGGAAAGAGAAAAAUCUUUUGAUGAAGAGACAAAAAAUAAACUCCAAUACGUUAGUGCUCUUGAGGAGAAAGCAAAAAAGGAGAUGGAACAUGUUUCCUCUGAGCUGAAAAGGCUUCAUGAUGAGCGAACAGAAAUAAACUUGGAUCGUGAACUGAGAAAUAGGGAGUGGGCUGAAUUAAAUAAUUGCAUUGAGGAACUCAAGGUUCAAAGUGAUAAACUGCAAAAACAGAGAGAGCUAUUGCAUGCUGAUAGAAUCCGAAUUAAUUCUCAGAUUGAAGAAUUGAAAAAGUUGGAGGAUUUGAAAAUUGCCUCCGAUGAUCUUGCGAUUGUUGAAAUGCUAAAAUCUGAUAUGGAGGCUAACCAGCAGAAGAUCUCUGCACUGAAAAAUUUGAAGCAGCAAAAUCUUAUGCAAGGUGAUGGUUUCAGCAAUGAGUUAAAAACUCCAGCUGUACAGAAGUCAGCAUCUGUUUCUUCUUCUAGCCCUGUUCGGUUUUCAUGGGUCAAGAGGUGCACUGAACUAUUUUUCAGAUCUCAUCCUGAUCAAUCUCCAACAGAAGACAAGGAUAAACCUCUGGUUUCUGGUUCGUAUCAUGAUGGCCGUAAGCAGAAGCUCUUAGAAAAUAACAAACCACUUGGUGAUCAUAAUGAGAGAGAAGAAAUGAGGUUUUCUCUUGGAGAACCAAAAGUGAUUGUAGAAGUACCCCCAAUUGCUGAAGAUAUGAGCAGGGCAAGUCAUUUUGAAUCUAAAAUUAAUGAAGAUGUGAAUGUAAAAUCUGUUCCUUCAUUCCAGGAUGGACGUCGUGUGAGUAGACGUAAAAGAGGUAGCGGGAAUUCUGCUACUAACGUUGAUUCCCUUGUAGAUCUGAGGAAGAAUAAGAAACUGAGACCAGAAGAACCUGUGACUGAUGAUCCUCUAGAUCAGAGCAUUUCCUGUAGCGUGAUUUCAACUCAAUCAGAUGUAACAAAGGCCCAGCUGGUGCUGCCAUCCUCACAUGAAUCACAAGGGAACUCAAAGGAUACUCAUAUAGUAAUGGUAGAUAAGGUGAUACAUUUUUCAGAAGUUAUCCGUGAGAAAGUUGAUGCCGUUAAUAUCCCCAGCCAAGGAACACAGGUUUGUAUAGAGAAUCAUAAAUCAGAAGUGAAUCAAGGUGGUCUUCAUCGGAUAGUGAAUGAUCGUUCAAAUUCUCAAACCGAAGACAUAGAUAUUUUACAUUCUGGUUCAAGUGUGUUGGGAAAAACAGAAGAAAUUUGCAAAGAAAACACUGGACAAGUUACCGAUCACUGCUAGGAAUUGUAGCGAAUGGAAAUGGUGACUGGUACUGAAAAUUGAGGUUGUUAGAAUAGAAGUAUAUUGUGUGUAUAAGGGCAUUUGAUUUGAAGGAGAUUUGAAAGGGGGGUUCUUCUUUUGUUGUCAUCUAUGGUAAAUAUUAAUGCUUUGUCCUCAUCUUAUGUGAGCAAAUGCAAUUAUGGUUGGUAGGCUAGUGAUAUUUUAGUUAUAAUGGGAAUGCAUUGCAGUUCGAGAAGAGGAGAGUGAAAAGAAAUGUAGUGAGGUUUGGAACAGAAAAAUAAAAAAAAUAUUGGGAGGAAAAGGAGAUGCUCUGGCUUUUGAAAGAGCACCUUGUUAUUGUAACACAGCGUGUUGGCUUUGAUUGAGUUUGCGUCGUGGUCUUGUUUGUCAUUUUGAAAUUCUAAUGUGUUUCUGACCCAACGACGAAGUCACAGUGUAGCUGUUAUGUUUAUAAUAGUGUUGUGUUUUUGCUCUUUAGUAAA
Prosopis cineraria is the source of this 3833-nucleotide messenger RNA. Its product is annotated as protein CROWDED NUCLEI 4. Bases 166 to 3351 code for a protein of 1061 amino acids. Gene Ontology annotation, cellular component: nucleus. Lineage: Eukaryota; Viridiplantae; Streptophyta; Magnoliopsida; Fabales; Fabaceae. The transcript has 9 exons. The record is from RefSeq and is a predicted model, not a curated record. Gene Ontology annotation, biological process: nucleus organization.